CGCCGCUCUGGGUUUUUAGAACUUCAGCUAGCAAAAUGGGAGGAAUUUUCCUUGAUCAUAUUGGUGGUACUCACCUGUCUUCUUGUGCAAACUGUGGUAUGAUCCUCACAAACCGCUCAGAACUCAUCUCCACUGGGUUUACAAGUGCCACUGGUAGAGCAUUUCUUUUUAACAAGGUAGUUAAUCUGCAGUACAGUGAACUUCAAGAUCGAGUCAUGCUCACUGGCCGCCACAUGGCUCGAGAUGUGAGCUGCAAAAACUGCAAUAGCAAACUGGGAUGGAUCUAUGAGUUUGCCCCUGAAGACAGCCAGCAUUAUAAGGAAGGCCGUGUGAUACUGGAACGUGCCCUAGUUCGAGAGAGUGAGGACUUUGAGGAGCAUGUACCAUCAGAUAACUCUCGAAGAAAAAGAGGUAAAUCCAUCUUUUGCCAGGUUUCCUUCACUGAAAACAAAUCUACUUACAUACACUGUCACCUUAGCAUCAGAGUCGGAUUCAUGAACUGCGGAACAAGAGGUUGUGAGUAUCUAAGAUGGAACCUUUCUCUCUCUCUCUCUUUUUAAUUUGGUAUUUUCCAUCCAACAGAAGUGUGUAGAGAAUAUGAUGCACAUGCUGUUAUUUUUCCCUUUGUUUACAUCUUGAGGCAGAAGAGUCUCUGCAGCUACAUGGUAGGCUAUGUGAGGAAAAAUAUUGGGGCUCUUAGAGUGGGAAAAGUGGGUUUCAUGUAAACUUUGAUGGAGACUAUGUCAGGAGCAUGGUUUUACAACUUAUUUGGGCUUCAUUUUAAAACUUUUUUAACCCAGUUAUUUCACUUGAUUUGCUAGCUUCAGAGAAGAGAUCCAAAUCUGUGCCCAGCGCUAAAAGCUCAAUGUUAGUAUGGCUUGUGCUGGCCAGUGUGACAUAUUCUUGUUGGAGAUGAACUGUAGCACCAGAGCCCAUUUUUUCUUGUCAGUCUUGACCCAAAGAUGUCACCAUUCCCAGUUGUUUGUCACCACAUAAUUGGUGUUGAUUGGAAAUUUUUUUCAAAAUGGGGCAGAACUGCUUGGUUGUCUUUUUCCAUAGUAAUAUAAAUAAGCAUAGUAAUAUAAAUAAAGUAAUA
Molecule: messenger RNA, 1096 nt
Organism: Dipodomys ordii (Ord's kangaroo rat)
Lineage: Eukaryota; Metazoa; Chordata; Mammalia; Rodentia; Heteromyidae
Product: protein yippee-like 5
Exons: 2
Coding region: 36-560 (174 amino acids)
Source: RefSeq, a predicted model, not a curated record